This is a messenger RNA of Leptosia nina, 456 nucleotides long. The record is from the annotation of a GenBank genome assembly. Lineage: Eukaryota; Metazoa; Arthropoda; Insecta; Lepidoptera; Pieridae.
AUGUACACCCAAACGGAGGAGCUGAGCGACAUCAAGGAAUCGUCCAAGAACCUGAUGAGCGGUGAUUUCGAGAGACAGUACAAGGAGGGCAUGGAAAAGGGGGUAAAAGGGAGGGGUUGUGUGGUCUUCGGUGUAUCUGUGGCGGCGUUGGCUGUUUGGCUGCUCGUGAUAACUGUGGUUCGUGAGGUGCAAAUCGCGAACCUUCGGCAUGAGGUCGACCAGCUCACGGCCAAUAUGAUAGGGAUGUCGGCAAACGUGAUGUCUCUGAACCAGAAGCUCACUAACAACCGCCUCUUUAAUGAGUUCAAGAAUUUGGAAGACACGUGUCUUCUGAAAACUGAACCACAUAUUCAGACCCUUAUGACAAGGAGAAACUAUCAAAGUGGUCGUUACACGGGCCCUGAUAAAUUGUGUGACAAAGCUGUAGAUGUCACGAAGCGAGUUCACGACCUAUGA